UCAGUGAACAAGAUGGCGACGCCCAGUGAACUGUCUCUCGAAGAGAUUCGCAAAUAUCUAUUAGAAAACGGUGGUACGGCGCGUAAUCAUGAUGUUGUCAAGUAUUUCAAGAAAUUUUUAACCGAUCCUGAAACAAGAGUGGAAGCACGAAAUCGAUUCAAGGAGUACGUGAAUACUCUGGCCACCAUAAAGAACGAGGAGGGUGAAAAAUAUUUGGUGUUGAAGAAAAAGUAUCGUCAAGCAUCGUUGGAUCUAUCCAAUCCUGAGAAUAUAAGCUCAACUCAUACUUCACCUAAUUCACCUCAACGAGAACCUCCUCCUUAUCGAGCACCUCCACCUGCACCCUUAAGUCCUACCUCUAAUAAUACUCAAGAAACAAAUCGUGAUAACGACGUGCAUACGAAUUUGGAAAGUGACCCAGAUACGAGAAAACAAAUUCAUUCUGACGAAGUUGUAUCGUCGAGUGCAUCUUCACCCCCCGUACCACCUCGUCGUAAGGGCCAGGACAAAAUUAGGAUGGAUAGUAAAGAAAAUAUCGAGAAGAACAAAACUGGGACUGAUGGUGUUAAUAAAGAAGAUGAAAUCAUCACUGCUGCUAAUCCUGGAUCCGGUGAAGAAUUGAGCUUCCGUGAACGGAUGCAACGUUUUGAUCGGAUGGCUAAUGAAACUGAUCUACAUGGCAGACCUAACGGUACUACAACACCUACUAAAAAACGAUCUGAAAAGGGUGCAGACGAUGAAGACACUGCAUCAGUUGCUUGGCAAUUAGAUGGAAAAUCACGAGAAUGGUUGGUGAAAGCUGCUCAAGGAGAUUAUCACGAAAUGGCGAAAUUGGCUGCUGUGGAACCACGUCUUACUGGAUUAAAGGAUCCAACAUCUGGCUAUACGGCUUUGCAUUGGGCUGCGAAACAUGGCGACGAGAACAUCGUCAAAAUGAUUGCUGGCACCUACAGGGAAUACGUCAAGGACGUUAACGUUACAACCAAUGGGGGUUAUACGCCAUUGCAUAUUGCCAUGCAAUUCGAUCAUGAAAACGUUUUUAACUUGUUAGUACAAGUAUACGGUGCGAAUCAAGAGAUACGUGAUUACAGUGGUAAGAAAGCAAGACAGUAUUUAGUUUCUCAAGAGGCCGCAGUUAGCCAGGACACCUUCCGCAAAAUAAAAGCAAGGAAAAAGCAUGCAGAGAAAGAUCUUGGUUUCCUACGAAUUGGCUCGUUGAACGUACGCGUGAAACGUACGACGGAAGCAUUCAGCCAAUUUCUGGGUGUGGCAACUAGUAGCAGCAACAACAAUAACGAGAAGAUUCAUAAGUCAUGGGGUUCUGCGGAUAACGUACAGAAAUUAGAUCAGAAGGUAAUGCCACCGCCAAAAUAUGCGCCAGUUAAAAAACGAAGAAGUAGAAGAAACCAGGAUUUUUCAAGGGAUCAACAGCAAACUACAAGUCAACCCAAUACCCCAUUACUUCAAGGUAAAGCAACGAUCCGACAAAACCAGAUCACCAAUCGUCGGCCAACUUCGACAUCUUCCGUUAAUUCUGCCAUUCCUACUAAUCAACAAAAUAAUGAUUCCGAUUCUGACACGGCAUGCGGUUUUGAUUCCGCAUGGCGUGGAUCUGCACAACUUUAAACAAUUUGACAUAUAGUAAAUGCAAUUUUGAAUAAAAUUCAUUUACUAUACUUCUUUUUUAUACAUUAAUAUAUAAGUAUAUAUUUUUAAAUAUAUA
Polistes dominula (European paper wasp) is the source of this 1723-nucleotide messenger RNA. RefSeq names its product sosondowah. Lineage: Eukaryota; Metazoa; Arthropoda; Insecta; Hymenoptera; Vespidae. The record is from RefSeq and is a predicted model, not a curated record.